AUGCCCACCUUCCUCGCCCCACACAAAUCCGGCGCCCACCGCACCGCCGCCAUCGCCCUCUACCGCGCCCUCCUCAAGCAGUCCACCAAACUCCCCCACCAACAACACCACCCGGAGAUCUACAACCUCAUCCGGAGGAGAUUCCGGGACCAGAAAUUCAAUACCAGCGCGAAGCAGUUGAAAGUCUAUUUCACGGCGGGGUAUGAGGCGGUGGAUGUUUUGGAUGGGGCUGUUAGGGGUGGGAGGGAGGAGUUAGGGAGGGUGCGGGGGUUGGUGGAGGCUGCGAGGGAGGUGGAGGGGAGGAGGAGGGAGGGGAUGAGGGUGAAAGAGGUGGAGGGGAAGGAGAAGGGGUAUCAUAAAGGCGAAGUGAUCGUCAAUAGAGAGAAGAUUGAUCUGCUCUCAAGACCCUUGCCGAAAGAGAAGCUCACAGGCCAAAGAAAAGUCCCCGUCCUAGUAGACGCCGGCUCCAUCCCCAUCCUCCGUCUCACGAAACCCCAACCGCGCUCCCUCUCCCUCUACCUGCACUCGCGGAUCCAACAACGCCAGCGCCGGCACGACCACCGGCACUACCUCGAAGACUUGCAUAUGCUAGCGCGGGAGGAGGAUCGCUGGGACGGGCUGGUGGGCGGGAAGGAGGAGGGGGUGUGGUGGAGUUGGGAGGUUCAGCGAGCGCUCGGGGAGGUUCAGGGGAAGUUGCAGGCGGAGAGGGAGAGGAAUCGGGAGUGGGCGGAGAGGUUGCAGGGGGUUGUGGAUCGGGAGAGGGAGGCGAUGGAGUGGGAGAGGGGGGUGGAGGAGAGGGUUAAGAUGGAGAGACGGAAGAUGAGGAAGGUAGAGAAGAUUAGGAGGAAGUGUGGUGCUGCUGAUGGGUGA
Messenger RNA from Zasmidium cellare ATCC 36951, 870 nucleotides. RefSeq lists its product as uncharacterized. The record is from RefSeq and is a predicted model, not a curated record. The coding region runs from base 1 to 870 and encodes 289 amino acids. Lineage: Eukaryota; Fungi; Ascomycota; Dothideomycetes; Mycosphaerellales; Mycosphaerellaceae. The transcript has a single exon.